This is a messenger RNA of Procambarus clarkii (red swamp crayfish), 1074 nucleotides long. Lineage: Eukaryota; Metazoa; Arthropoda; Malacostraca; Decapoda; Cambaridae. The record is from RefSeq and is a predicted model, not a curated record.
AUGGAGAACACAUAUUCACAUGCACUGAAGAUGUCACCUCAGGCAACACGGCAAGCAGCACCACCAAGGUCACUACUGGCCUACAACACUGUGGCAACACGGCAACCAGCACCACCAAGGUCACUACUGGCCUACAACACUGUGGCAACACGGCAACCAGCACCACCAAGGUCACUACUGGCCUACAACAUUGUGGCAACACGGCAAGCAGCACCACCAAGGUCACUACUGGCCUACAACACUGUGGCAACACGGCAAGCAGCACCACCAAGGUCACUACUGGCCUACAACACUGUGGCAACACGGCAACCAGCACCACCAAGGUCACUACUGGCCUACAACACUGUGGCAACACGGCAACCAGCACCACCAAGGUCACUACUGGCCUACAACACUGUGGCAACACGGCAACCAGCACCACCAAGGUCACUACUGGCCUACAACAUUGUGGCAACACGGCAACCAGCACCACCAAGGUCACUACUGGCCUACAACACUGUGGCAACACGGCAACCAGCACCACCAAGGUCACUACUGGCCUACAACACUGUGGCAACACGGCAACCAGCACCACCAAGGUCACUACUGGCCUACAACACUGUGGCAACACGGCAACCAGCACCACCAAGGUCACUACUGGCCUACAACACUGUGGCAACACGGCAACCAGCACCACCAAGGUCACUACUGGCCUACAACACUGUGGCAACACGGCAACCAGCACCACCAAGGUCCCUACUGGCCUACAACACUGUGGCAACACGGCAACCAGCACCACCAAGGUCCCUACUGGCCUACAACACUGUGGCAACACGGCAACCAGCACCACCAAGGUCCCUACUGGCCUACAACACUGUGGCAACACGGCAACCAGCACCACCAAGGUCCCUACUGGCCUACAACACUGUGGCAACACGGCAACCAGCACCACCAAGGUCCCUACUGGCCUACAACACUGUGGCAACACGGCAACCAGCACCACCAAGGUCACUACUGGCCUACAACAUUGUGGCAACAGGUGACUUUCAAAAACAAUGGGGAAAUAUAAUACAAAUUAAUAAAAGUUGCAGAUAA